Molecule: messenger RNA, 333 nt
Organism: Eruca vesicaria subsp. sativa (arugula)
Lineage: Eukaryota; Viridiplantae; Streptophyta; Magnoliopsida; Brassicales; Brassicaceae
Source: the annotation of a GenBank genome assembly
AUGUGGAGUAAAAUAGCGGCAGAGGUUGCUGCGGAUGUGGUGGUGAGAGAAUACGAUGAAGAAACCGACAAGCGUGACGUGGAGGAGAUGGAACGUGAAUGUGAUGAGACCGGACCGCAUGGCAAACCGGCAAUGGUGUCUGAUCUAUUAGGCGAUCCGGUUGGUCGCGUCCGUCAUUUUCCCUCUCACACUAUGCUGGUUGCAGAGUAUGGAGAAGGAAGAAAGAUGGUGGGAGUUGUAAGAGGAUGUGUUAAAACUGUAACUAGAGGAAACUCAAUCUCUGUCAAACUUGCUUAUGUUCUUGGCCUUCGAGUUUCACCUUUCCAUCGGUAA